Fimicolochytrium jonesii is the source of this 1854-nucleotide messenger RNA. Its product is annotated as P-loop containing nucleoside triphosphate hydrolase protein. Lineage: Eukaryota; Fungi; Chytridiomycota; Chytridiomycetes; Spizellomycetales; Powellomycetaceae. The coding region runs from base 1 to 1854 and encodes 617 amino acids. The transcript has 9 exons. Gene Ontology annotation, biological process: double-strand break repair via homologous recombination; DNA replication. The record is from RefSeq and is a predicted model, not a curated record. Gene Ontology annotation, molecular function: nucleic acid binding; ATP binding; four-way junction helicase activity. Gene Ontology annotation, cellular component: nucleus; cytoplasm; chromosome.
AUGUCCCAUUUCCCCACGCAUCAACAAUCCGCCCCAAGAGCAACACCACGCAAUCAAGCUCAAGGUGCUCUGGCUACGCGCCCUAGCCCGUCCCAUGAUAUUUAUAGCAGACCCGAGUAUCAGUUCCCAUGGUCAAGGGACGUGCGGAAAGCGAUGAAGCAGAUCUUUAAGUUAGAGGACUUUCGCACGAAUCAGGUUGAAGCGAUAAACGCCACCCUCCAAGGGAAAGACUGUUUCGUUCUCAUGCCGACGGGCGGUGGAAAGAGUUUAUGCUACCAACUUCCUGCAGUCGUGCCCACCGGAAAGACAAACGGAAUGACGCUGGUCGUAUCACCGUUGCUCUCACUCAUUACGGAUCAAGUCCAGCAACUCAACGCGAAGGGAGUCAUGGCCAUCCCCUUGACCGGCACCCUCACCAACGAACAGAGAGACCGGGUGUACGCGGAGAUAUAUGCACCAAAUUCGGACGUUCGGUUGAUAUACGUCACCCCUGAGAUGAUCAUGAACAGCGGAAAGUUCCAAGACCUCGUGAAACACCUCCACGAGCGCGGCAAGUUGGCAAGGCUGGUCAUCGACGAAGCCCAUUGUGUCAGUCAAUGGGGCCACGAUUUCCGACCUGACUACAAGAACCUGGGUAACUUCCGACGCCAAUACCCCGGCCUGCCCGUCAUGGCACUCACGGCGACCGCAAACGAGAAGGUCAAGCUGGACAUCAUUGACUGUCUCGGCAUGCACAACUGCGCGCGGUUCGUGCAGAGUUUUAAUCGAAGCAAUCUCCGAUAUGAAGUGCGGAAGAAGGAGAAGCAGAUCGUGAACGAUAUUUGCUCGCUUAUCGAGACGUUUUAUCCUGGACAAUGUGGGAUUAUCUAUUGCGGGUCUCGGAAGAAUUGCGAGGAUGUUACGGACAAAUUGAAGAAAAACGGAAUGGACAUUGAUUUCUACCAUGCGGGACUGGAAAAGGACGAUCGGUUGCGGAUACAAUCAGCAUGGGCGACUGGCAAGAUCAAGAUUAUCGUGGCAACGGUGGCGUUUGGCAUGGGUAUCGACAAGCCUGACGUCCGCUUCGUCAUCCACUACAGUCUUCCCCACAGUCUUGAGGGCUACUAUCAGGAAACCGGGCGAGCGGGGAGGGACGGCAAGGAGUCCAUGUGCAUUAUGUAUUACUCGUACCGGGACAAGACAAUGAUCGAUACAAUGAUACAGAAAGGUGAAGGGAGUCAUGAGCAGAAAGAGCGGCAAAGGAAUAAUCUCCGACAAAUGGUCGCCUAUUGCGAGAACAAGAUUGAUUGCAGACGACAGCAAGUGCUAGCCUACUUCUCCGAAAAAUUCGAUCGCGCCAACUGUCACAGGACUUGCGAUAACUGUCGACGAAAUGCGAAAGGAAUCACGAAGGAUGUGCGGCAGGAGACUAUGGACAUUAUCGAACUUGUCCGUUCUGUCCAAGAAGAACGCGUCACGAUGAACCAGUGCAUGGAUAUCUACCGGGGCGCGAAAACCACCAAAGUCACCAAGUUUGGACAUAAUGAGUUAGGACAGUACGGAAAAGGAGCCAACCUCGGCAAAGGCGAAGUCGAACGCCUCUUCCGGUUCCUCGUCACCCACCAAAUCCUCGGCGAGUACUUCAAAGUCAACGGCCAAGGCUUCACCAACGCCUACGUCGCCGUCGGCCGGCAGAGCGAGACGUACCGGUACGGCCGGGUGCCGAUCCAGUUUACGUUCAUGGAGGAGCAGCAGGCGCAGUUGCAGAUUCAGGGUGGGGAGAGCGCGGCGUCGGCGAAUGCGAGGAAGGCGACGGCGGCGAGGGCGACGAAGAAUAAGAAGGCGGCGGCUGCUGCUGAGGCGAAUAAGGAGUAA